This is a messenger RNA of Cucurbita pepo subsp. pepo (vegetable marrow), 702 nucleotides long. RefSeq lists its product as uncharacterized. The record is from RefSeq and is a predicted model, not a curated record. Gene Ontology annotation, molecular function: dynein intermediate chain binding. Gene Ontology annotation, biological process: microtubule-based process. NCBI's taxonomy places the organism in Eukaryota, Viridiplantae, Streptophyta, Magnoliopsida, Cucurbitales, Cucurbitaceae. Gene Ontology annotation, cellular component: cytoplasmic dynein complex.
UAUANCAAACCCUCCUCUGCUGCUCCUGUCGGCAAGAAAAUCGUCAUCAAGAGCGCUGAUAUGUUCGGAGACAUGCAGAAGGAGGCUGUCGACAUUUCCAUAGCCGCAUUUGAGAAGCAUUCCGUCGAGAAGGAUGUCGCCGAGCAGAUUAAGAAGGAGUUCGAUAAGCGGCAUGGUCCGACCUGGCAUUGCGUCAUCGGUCGUAAUUUUGGUUCCUAUGUGACACAUGAAACCAACCAUUUUGUUUACUUUUACCUGGAUCAAAAAGCAGUCUUACUCUUCAAAUCUGGUUGAUGAUUGUUUCUUCCCUUGGCAAACAUGCCACCAACUACCUUGGCAAGCCUGCAAUCACCAUGCUACGAUAAGUUCUUGUAUGUAUAAUCUAUGUAAAUCACUUGGUGUAGCAUUUUUCAAAUUAUAACUAAAUAUAUCACUGAGGGAGUAGAUUAAAUGGAAUUCAAUCUGCCAUUUACAUAAAUCUCUCAAAGGGUUUCCUUGUUGCUCUCAUUAAAACAGAAGGUUGCAGUACAAAAAGGGAGGAAAUGCUUGUUUUUAACGGGUUUUAGGUGGUUAAACUUUCAAUUACUGGCUCUGAAAUAAGCCUUGGAAGCCGAUGAUCUAUAGAAGAGUAAAUGCACCAUUUUGUACUAUUGCUAAAGAAAAGGAAGGACUUGAAUUAAAUGCUCUCAUAAAAUGAGAUUC